This is a messenger RNA of Sorghum bicolor (sorghum), 872 nucleotides long. Its product is annotated as outer envelope pore protein 16-2, chloroplastic-like. The record is from RefSeq and is a predicted model, not a curated record. Gene Ontology annotation, cellular component: chloroplast outer membrane. Lineage: Eukaryota; Viridiplantae; Streptophyta; Magnoliopsida; Poales; Poaceae. Gene Ontology annotation, molecular function: amino acid transmembrane transporter activity. The transcript is spliced from 5 exons. The coding region runs from base 120 to 644 and encodes 174 amino acids.
CGCGGACCCCCCGGCCCUUCAUUAUUCCAGUUCUUUCCCAUCGUCGACGGCGCGCCGUGACUAGUGAGCAGUGCGUGCCCCCGGCAAAGCAAGGAGGAGAGAGGUGGACGACGAAGAAGAUGAGCAGGCUGGACACGAAGACGCUCAAGGACGAGCUGACGAGCAUGGACAGACGGUGCCUCCUGGACCUCGGCCACCCGCUCCUCAACCGCGUCGCCGACAGCUUCAUCCGCGCCGCCGGUGUCGGGGCGGCCAGGGCCGUCUCCAGGGAGGCCUACUUCGUCACCGUCGAAGGGCUUUCAGGAGACUCGUCCGGGCUGGACCCCGACGGCGGCAAGAGGAGCCAUUUCUCCAGCAUCAGAGGUGAUGACGGCCAGAGGUCGCUCGACGCAGUGGUAAAAACGGCUGGCAAGGAGGCCUUCCAGUGGGGGUUGGCAGCCGGAGUCUAUUCCGGGCUCACGUACGGCCUGAGGGAGGCCAGGGGAUGCCACGACUGGAAGAACAGCGCAAUUGCAGGUGCAAUCGCUGGGGCGGCGGUGGCGCUCACGGGUGACGCCGGCAGCCACUCCGACAAGCUCGUCCAUUUCGCCAUCACCGGCGCUGCGCUCUCCAGUGCCGCGAGCUUGCUCUCCGGCAUAUUCUGAUUGAGCCCAUGGCACCGGACCCGUGUUCGCUGCCUGGUUUAGGCUCUUAAUCCAGGGUUUUAGCAUGAAAGGUUGAAUUCAGGCUAUCAAUGAAAUGUAUUUCUAGGUCCCUGUCAGCAGCUUCCUGCCACUCCUGCACUUUGGACUUCCACUGUAAUCCUUGCUUCGUGUAUGAAUUUCUUCAAAUUAUCUUCUCUGUUCGAGUUUCCCAAGACACAUUUCAAAUUA